UUCAUCGGCUAGAUCUUCGGUGUUGGUUCUCCUCUGAUAUUUGGACGACACAUCAAGGGACUUAACACAUCAGGAUGAACUCGCUUUUAACGGCCACCCAAUUUGCAGGGAAAGUGUUUCAGGACCAACCAAAGACAAACUGAUACAGAAGGAGAGACAGAGAGAGUGAGACAGCGCGUAGAGAAGGGAUUUCUUUCUGAGGGAUUCCCCCACCCAAGGAAACGGAGGUGCACAGGCAGACUGUCAGAGCCAUGAACAGACGCUGGAGGUAGAACAUGACAUCUGGAACCAGCUGAAGCUGUCAGGCUUCAUGUCUCCAUCCUCCCCUGAGGGAGGACGAGAAGAUGAGUGUCACCAACCAUCACUCCUUCAACAUCCUGAUCGUCCUCCUCCUGUCCACUGCAGCUCUCUCGGCACAUUUUCGGGUGUGUGAACCUUACGCCGACCACAAGGGGCGCUACCACUUUGGAUUUCACUGUCCCCGUCUCUCGGAUAAUAAGACGUACAUGUUCUGCUGUCACCAUAACAACACCGCCUUUAAAUACUGCUGCAACGAUACCGAGUUUCAGACAGUCAUGGGUGUCAACCUGACGACAUCUCCGGACGGCUACGCACACAACAAUUACUCCGCCUUAAUCGGUGUGUGGAUCUACGGAUUUUUCGUCAUGGUGUUACUGGCGCUCGAUUUUAUGUACUACUCGGCUAUGAACUAUGAGGUGUGCCGGGUGUAUCUGGAGAAGUGCGGUCUCGGGGGCCGCUGGUUGAAACAGGCCCGCAACCAAUGGCAUGCCUGUGCUCAGGAGGAACGGGACGGGGGAGCGGUCCGACCCGCUGCACCGACAGAACCUCAGGAGCACCAUCAUCAGCUCAGCUGCGGUCACGUCAGACACAGCCUGACGGAGGGCACGCAGAGCACGACACCGAUCACACGCAACACGGCGACAGCCUGAGUAAGCCAAUUUAAAGACCACCCGUUGGAGUCCCUUAGUGAUGAAGUUCAUUAUGGGAAAUGUAGCACAUGCCCCCCUGCCACAUGGACCUUAGAAUGCCACAGGGACCCGUCCGCCCCAAGAAUCUCGACAUGGUCCAAAUCUCACUGAGCACAAGCUUGACCCCCUCUACAAACCCUCAGAACCACCACAGGACCAUUCAUGAGCCAAAGAGAGAGGGGCAAACAUUUCUGAACCGCAGCUGUGUGGAACUCCAGAGCCGACACACAAACUGGAGUCGACACAGAACUCAUGCAGAACUCACACGCUCAACAUCUUUUGUGAGAUCUAUGUAGCCGUUGCCCGGACACAAAUCUCUGUAGCUGUGUGACGUCCAGUUAUUUAUUCCUAGACUGAAAAUGAAUUACUAGAGGAACUUCUACAAGCAUAAAGCGAUGGAUGGAAAUUGUCAAGCAUUCUCACUGCUUAUUCACCCUUGUGACGGACGUUUUGCAGUAAAUUUCACAGUUAGGAAUAUUUAGGGUGAGUGUUUGUUUUUGACUACUGUUGUGAUGACGAUAUUUUUCUCAUUUGUGAGAAUCAGUGAGGUAGCAAAACUUUUGUCAAUUUGUUUUUUAUUUUUAUUGUGUUUCAUGAAGAUGAGAUUUCACUGUACCGUAUGAAUGUGCGUGUGUGUUUUGAAGUGGUUUUGUUACACAGAUCUCACUCUGAUAUUGAUAUUGAUUAGUUCAGUUUGUUUACAUUUUACAUUUUGAGUGAACCGCUGAAAUAAACACUCACGACUAACUCAUGAUUACAAACAUGACACAACAGUCAUUCAUUUUUCUAACUAUAUAUUCUUACAAAACUAGAAUUUCAAGAACAUUGUUUACUCCAAACGUUCUCACACGUCCUUGUUGUUCUCAGUCUGUUUUUCUCAGUAGCGCAAACUUAAUCCGCCUUCUGCCAUCUUUCCUCAUCAUCUACAACAGAGGCUGGUAUUCAUAUCAUGUGACUAAUUACUCUGGAGCAACAGGAAAUUACAUCAUGUUGAUUGUGAUUGGCUGAUGACCUCUCACUAGCAUCUUAGGCUGCAUUGAAAUACACCCACUUU
Triplophysa dalaica is the source of this 2043-nucleotide messenger RNA. RefSeq names its product shisa like 1b (gene shisal1b). The transcript is spliced from 5 exons. The coding region runs from base 345 to 950 and encodes 201 amino acids. NCBI's taxonomy places the organism in Eukaryota, Metazoa, Chordata, Actinopteri, Cypriniformes, Nemacheilidae. The record is from RefSeq and is a predicted model, not a curated record.